AUGGGGAAACAUAAACACAGCAAAGAUAAGUUAUACAUUUUACAAUCAGAGUAUAGAAGAGAUGCCUUGAUAAAGAAACAGCAGAAAUCCAAGAACUCAACCUUCCUCCCAUUUAAUUAUUGCUGCAUAAGCUUAAGACCCUUUAGUGAACCAUACUGUGAUGAAGAUGGAAGACUAUAUGAUAAAAAAAGCGUUUUGGAAAAAAUGGCCAUGAUAAAAGAGGAAGGGAAAAAAAUGGAAGCAACUAUUGACAUAAAAAAUUUAAUUAAGGCAAACUUUUACAAACAUAAUAAUGAAUACAUAUGUCCUAUAACGAGAAAGUAUUUUAAUCAACAUUCAAAAAUUAUUUUAAAUAAAAAAACAGGGAAUGUAUAUUCAUCAGAAAUAUUUAAAUUAUUUCAUAACAAAAAAGAUAUGUUUGAUCCAAUUACUCAUGACCCCAUGGACAAAACAGAUUUAAUUGUCUUACAAGAUCCGUUGAAUAAAGUUGCCAAUAUGAAUGAACUUAGUCAAAAUUUUGUUCAGACGAAAAAAAUAAAGUCCCAGUCGAUUCAGGGAAACGGGGCAAUUAUGAAUAUCUUACAAGAAGUAAAGAAACAAAGAGGGGAAGCAAAAUAUGGUGACAAGAAAUAUGAACAUGUCAAAAUAGAGGAAGGAGAUGGAGGGAAGCAGAUCGAACAAAAUACAACUCCAAAUGAAAAAGGAAUAAAUGAAAAACAAAUGAAAAGCGAUGGGAAAAAUGUUGCAUUAUCCCAAUUUGAUGAUGAAGAUGAUGACAGUAGCGAAAAUGAAAUAAAAAUAAAAUGUGAAAAUUAUAGUGAUAAUAAACUGGCACAAAGUGUAACUUCAACUAUAUCGAAUGUUACAUACAAAAAUAGUUUUAUUUAUCUUUCAGAAACUCAAGUUCACGAUUUAAUAUAUGAACAUGUUAGAAAAAACAAAAAGAAUAGUUAUGUGAGAUUAAUAACUGACCUAGGUAUGAUCAAUAUAGAAUUAAACGCAUCGACAUAUCCUCAAUUAUGCCACAAUUUUUUAUUAUUAAGUGAGUAUAAAUAUUAUGACAAAACUGACAUUUUUAAAAAAGAUAAAAGAGAUGACAUUGUUUAUUUUGGUUCUAGUAAAAACAAUUACCAUUCUGCUGCAUCCGGAUUUUAUUGGAGAAAAAAAUUAAAAAAGCAUAAAUUAAAGAAAAUAAAGGAUGAAACCGUUAUACAUAAAUUUAAAGAAUCAUUAAUGACAGUAAAUAGUGACAAUGAUAGUGAUGUAGAAAUUAAAUAUAUAAAAUACAAUGAUAAUAAACAUACCGUGGAGAAAACAUGUUUUGGAAAUAUAUAUCUCUUUAGGUAUUACAAUCAAAAGUACUCAAAUAUGUUUUAUAUUUGCUUAUCCGAGGAACACAAAACACGUGAUGCUUGCGUAGGAAAGGUCGUAGGAGGAAAUGAAACCUUAAGGAAAUUAAAAAAUUUGGACUCAACUGCAAACAGUGAUACACAACAUAUACUGAAUGAAGUGAUUAUUUACACAAACCCAUUUAAAGAUGUUGUAAAAGAAAUGAAAGGAAAUUUAAAAAAAAAGGAAGAAAAGAAAGACUAUAAGGAGCAUAAUACAGAAAGCUACAUAGAUGAUGAAAAAUAUGUUCAAAAUAAAAAUGAUAGCAUUGGUAAAUAUAUAAAAUGGGACAAUUUUAAGAAGAGUGCAACAACAUCAAAUACUGCUACUGCUGCUGCUACCCAAUCAGUUAAUAGUAAGGAGGAAUUAAGUAAACCUAACUUAAAUGUUUUGAAAAAGGAAACAUUCUCAAAAUCGAAACAGAUCAGUAGAAUGAAUUUUUCCUGUUGGUAG
Plasmodium gonderi is the source of this 1842-nucleotide messenger RNA. Its product is annotated as peptidyl-prolyl cis-trans isomerase. Gene Ontology annotation, molecular function: ubiquitin protein ligase activity; peptidyl-prolyl cis-trans isomerase activity. The transcript is spliced from 4 exons. Gene Ontology annotation, biological process: protein peptidyl-prolyl isomerization. Gene Ontology annotation, cellular component: nucleus. NCBI's taxonomy places the organism in Eukaryota, Apicomplexa, Aconoidasida, Haemosporida, Plasmodiidae. The record is from RefSeq and is a predicted model, not a curated record. Bases 1 to 1842 code for a protein of 613 amino acids.